Penicillium odoratum is the source of this 1515-nucleotide messenger RNA. Its product is annotated as glycylpeptide N-tetradecanoyltransferase swoF. Lineage: Eukaryota; Fungi; Ascomycota; Eurotiomycetes; Eurotiales; Aspergillaceae. Gene Ontology annotation, molecular function: glycylpeptide N-tetradecanoyltransferase activity. The transcript has 4 exons. The record is from RefSeq and is a predicted model, not a curated record. Gene Ontology annotation, biological process: N-terminal peptidyl-glycine N-myristoylation. The coding region runs from base 1 to 1515 and encodes 504 amino acids. Gene Ontology annotation, cellular component: cytoplasm.
AUGCCAGACUCCAAGGACAAGGGCAAGGGCAAAGCUCCCCAGCGCCCAGAAGAGGGCGAGGAGGCCGAGGCCUCGAAUAAGAGCAGCUCCAACACCAAGAAGAUCUCCCCGAAAAUGAUCGAAUCGCUCAUGAACAUGAACCCUGCGCUGAAGAACGAACUUGCCAGCAUGGAUCAGGACAAGGCUACACAGUUGCUCGCCAACAUGGACAUGUCUCAGCUGCUGACGGGACUCUCGCUCGACGGCAAGAACAAGAAAGACAUGGCCUCAUACAAAUUCUGGCAGACGCAGCCUGUACCUCGAUUCGAAGACCAGGCGAACCAGAAGGCCAUCACUCAGGGCCCGAUUAAGAUCAUCAACCCGGACGAGGUCUCGAGAACCCCCGAUGCGCUUGUUGAGGGCUUUGAGUGGUGCACUCUGGACUUGACCGACCCCGAGGAACUGAAGGAACUGUAUGAGUUGCUGAACAAUCACUACGUAGAGGAUGACAAUGCGAUGUUCCGGUUCAGCUACUCUCAAUCAUUCCUGCACUGGGCUUUGAUGUCUCCAGGCUGGAAGAAGGAAUGGCACGUUGGUGUGCGCGCUACCAAGUCGCGCAAGCUGGUCGCCUCCAUCUGCGGUGUUCCUACCGAAAUCCGGGUCCGCAAUCAGAAGAUCAAGGUGACGGAGAUCAACUUCCUCUGCAUUCACAAGAAGCUGCGCUCAAAGCGCCUGACUCCCGUCCUUAUCAAGGAAAUUACCCGCCGCUGCUACAUCAAUGGUAUCUUCCAGGCCAUCUACACUGGUGGUGUUGUUCUGCCUACACCCGUCAGCUCGUGCCGGUACUACCACCGCCCGCUGGACUGGCUGAAGCUGUACGAAGUUGGUUUCUCAUUCCUCCCGCACGGAUCUACCAAGGCCCGCCAGAUUACCAAGAACCAACUCCCCGAAGCCACCGCGCUACCUGGUUUGCGCCCAAUGGAAGUCAAGGAUAUCGACGCCGUCUAUGACCUUCUAGAGCGAUAUAUGCAGCGCUUCCAGCUCAACCAGGCUUUUACCCGCGAGGAAAUUGAGCACUGGUUCGUGUACAAGAAAACCGAAGGCAAGGAUCAAGUUGUUUGGACAUACGUUGUGGAAGAUCCGCAGACCCACAAGAUCACGGACUUUGUCUCCUUCUAUAACCUCGAGUCUACUGUCAUCAAUAACCCGAAACACGAUACUGUACGCGCCGCUUACCUUUACUACUACGCGACCGAGACGGCCUUUACCGGCGAUGAAAAAGCCCUGAAGAAGCGAUUGCUAGUGUUGAUCAAUGAUGGUCUGAUUUGCGCCAAGAAUGCCAAGUUCGAUGUUUUCAACGCUCUCACUUUGCAUGAUAAUCCUCUAUUCCUUGAGCAGUUGAAGUUCGGUGCCGGUGAUGGCCAGCUCCACUUCUAUCUGUACAACUACCGCGCGGCACCUGUCCCCGGUGGUAUCAACGACAAGAACCAGCUUGAUGAGAAGAAGAUGGGAGGUGUUGGAAUUGUCAUGCUGUAA